Messenger RNA from Helobdella robusta, 372 nucleotides. RefSeq lists its product as hypothetical. Bases 1 to 372 code for a protein of 123 amino acids. The transcript has a single exon. The record is from RefSeq and is a predicted model, not a curated record. NCBI's taxonomy places the organism in Eukaryota, Metazoa, Annelida, Clitellata, Rhynchobdellida, Glossiphoniidae.
AUGAACACUGCAUUGGGAAGCGACUCAAAACUCAUCAUUGGGGCUGACCUCAAUCAACUCGACCAUCACUCCAUCCCUCAAACAGGUCUACACACUAUAUUCUGGUUCCCACCCACCGAGGUAAACCCCUGGGCAUCACUCAUACUUAGAGGUCACACGUCUCGACACAUCAUCUUGUGGUUGCAGCUGCUCAAACACCAACUUAUUCAGCUUCGAAAAACAUCAUCACCAGAAAAGUCAUCUCAUUUCGCCAUCGUCAUCCUUCACAGAGUUGUGCCUGCUUUCAACAUCUCAACAACAUCCACUUCAACAAUAUCUCCAACUUCUGCAUCAUCACCACCAACAAUACUCAAUCAGCCAUUCGGUAACUGA